AAGGGAGCAGGUGUGGGAGGUGGACGGGGUGGAAGGGAUGUUUGGGCAGCUGCUGCGCCUGGCCCCGGCCUUUCACAGGUCCUGCCCGUCUCCACUCAAAGGACUCUCAGCGGCAGACCCUCAAUUUGCAUUUGCUGCAGACUUCUGGCAGACUUCACUUGGCGGACUCGGCGGCGGAAGACUCAGUGCAACUUUGGGACAACAUAUAGGUCUAUGGUUUACAGAGGAAACGGGGAUUAAAUCACAUUAGCGUGUACCAUAUAUAUUGUCUGGAGACAUUUGUAACUGGUGUAACUUGGGCGAGAUAUUGUUUAUUAAAAUCUGGCUUUGAUACUGCAGACGGAUCUAGGUUUUCUCGCGGAGCGAUACUGCGUCCUCCGCUCCCCAGGCCGUGGCGCACUGCACAGACAGUGCACUCAAGUUGGGGUUUAACUUCGGGAUGAGUCUGCGCCACUUUACGGAGUACUAAAGCAUAUUUUAUUUGUCCGCUGUGUGUCUAUACGGAACCAGGCCACUGGGACUUUUUUGCACGUGCUCGGAACUAACUGUCCAACUUUGUGGCAUCGGACGGAUUUAGCAGAACUCAAGAUGUCAAUCCUGCCUUUCACUCCCCCCAUUGUCAAAAGACUGCUGGGCUGGAAGAAGGGAGAGCAGAACGGCCAGGAGGAGAAGUGGUGUGAAAAGGCGGUGAAAAGUCUCGUGAAGAAACUGAAGAAGACGGGUCAGCUGGAUGAACUGGAGCGAGCCAUCACCACCCAAAAUAUCAACACAAAAUGCAUCACUAUCCCGAGGUCUCUGGACGGACGUCUGCAGGUGUCCCACAGAAAAGGCCUUCCUCAUGUCAUCUACUGCCGGCUGUGGCGCUGGCCCGACCUGCAGUCCCACCACGAGCUCCGCGCCAUCGAGCUGUGUGAGUACGCCUUCCACACCAAGAAGGAUGAGGUGUGCGUCAACCCCUACCACUACCAGCGUGUCGAGACCCCAGUGCUGCCCCCGGUGCUGGUGCCCAGGCACACAGAGAUCCCCAGUGAGUUCCCUCCGCUGGAUGACUACAGCCACUCCAUCCCCGAAAAUACCAACUUCCCAGCUGGCAUUGAGCCACAGAGUAACUACAUCCCAGAAACACCGCCACCCGGAUACCUGAGCGAGGAUGGGGAGACCAGUGACCAUCAGAUGACCCACAGCAUGGACACCAGCUCCCCCAACCUAUCACCUAACCCUGUGUCACCCACUCACAGCAACCUAGACCUCCAGCCGGUGACGUACUGUGAGCCUGCCUUCUGGUGCUCCAUCUCAUACUAUGAGCUGAACCAGCGCGUGGGCGAGACCUUCCACGCAUCCCAGCCGUCCCUCACUGUGGACGGCUUCACUGACCCCUCCAACUCAGAGCGCUUUUGUCUGGGGCUGCUUUCCAAUGUCAACCGCAACGCUGCUGUGGAGCUCACUCGCAGGCACAUCGGCCGAGGGGUCAGACUCUACUACAUCGGCGGAGAAGUGUUCGCAGAGUGCCUCAGUGACAGUGCCAUUUUUGUUCAAAGCCCAAACUGCAACCAGCGCUACGGAUGGCACCCAGCCACGGUCUGCAAAAUACCCCCAGGCUGCAACCUGAAGAUCUUUAAUAACCAGGAGUUUGCAGCAUUGUUGGCUCAGUCGGUCAACCAGGGCUUUGAGGCUGUGUACCAGCUCACCCGAAUGUGCACCAUCCGCAUGAGCUUCGUCAAGGGCUGGGGAGCUGAGUACAGGCGGCAGACAGUGACUAGCACCCCCUGCUGGAUCGAGCUGCACCUGAACGGGCCUCUGCAGUGGCUGGACAAAGUGCUCACUCAGAUGGGAUCCCCCAGUAUUCGGUGCUCCAGUGUGUCCUAGGGAGCCUGGUGUCCCUCCACAUACACUUGAGCCAACCUUGUGCUGUGUCCUCAGCACUUUGACUCUUGGACAAACUGUCCUCUCACCAGCAGACGUCUCAUCUGUCCCCUCUGUCUCCUCUGUGCUCGGACAGAACUCAUACUCUGCUACUGCCACAUAGGACUCUGCAUUUGCUUUUGCCUUUUGUACAUCAAGUCAGCUUUAUGUUGUAUUCAUUUCACUAAACUGUCUAGGGCAUUCAAAGAGUCUGGACAUCAGUCAUGUCACAGUCACGCUGUGUGUCCUGACUUGCACCAGCAGACCACUAGUACUGGCUCAUUCUAUGUACAGCUACAUUUUAGUCACAUUUUUGAUGUUAUGGUAAUCCUAUUGUGUUCAGGUAACCCUGUUGUGUUCAGGUAACCCUGAUAUCUUAAACUGGAUCAGUCUACAUUAGAUUAUGAAUGAUAAUGCCAUAGUCAUUUAAAACCAGUAUCAUCUCCUGACUGACUCCAGCACAGGCUAUGUCACAGUACAACAGAGCUCCUGUCAGACAGGUGAGCUUAGCUUUGGUCCCUGUCAGACAGGUGACCUCAGUUUUGGUCCCUGUCAGAAUGCCUGCCAGUAUAGCAUCAGUAUUCUCAGAUCAUUAUUAGAUAAAUACACCUUUCUCAGAUCCCUUUAAUUCAACACCAACAUGGACACAUACAGUUCCUCAAACGUGAGACCCAGGGUCUCCUUUGGUGGAUGUAGUCCUUUGUGCUGGACUUAUCCUUUGGUGUAUGUUCUGUGUGCUGGACGUAUCGUUUAGUGAAUGUAGUCCUGUGUGCUGGACCUAUCCUUUGGUGGAUGUAGUCCUGUAUGUUGGACUUAUCCUUUGG
Molecule: messenger RNA, 2726 nt
Organism: Periophthalmus magnuspinnatus
Lineage: Eukaryota; Metazoa; Chordata; Actinopteri; Gobiiformes; Gobiidae
Gene: smad3a
Product: SMAD family member 3a
Exons: 8
Coding region: 589-1866 (425 amino acids)
Biological process (GO): BMP signaling pathway; transforming growth factor beta receptor signaling pathway; anatomical structure morphogenesis
Cellular component (GO): heteromeric SMAD protein complex
Molecular function (GO): I-SMAD binding; DNA-binding transcription factor activity, RNA polymerase II-specific; RNA polymerase II cis-regulatory region sequence-specific DNA binding
Source: RefSeq, a predicted model, not a curated record